Molecule: messenger RNA, 1092 nt
Organism: Raphanus sativus (radish)
Lineage: Eukaryota; Viridiplantae; Streptophyta; Magnoliopsida; Brassicales; Brassicaceae
Product: 40S ribosomal protein S4-1
Exons: 5
Coding region: 118-906 (262 amino acids)
Biological process (GO): translation
Cellular component (GO): ribosome; cytosolic small ribosomal subunit
Molecular function (GO): structural constituent of ribosome; RNA binding
Source: RefSeq, a predicted model, not a curated record
UAUUUCUUGCUUCUCUUUAAUAUAAAAACGCAGAGUAAGCCGAGAGUUGCCUUGCCUGCCGCCACUGAGGAAGGAAGAAGGAGAGUCGCCGUCUGCUCCGAAACAACAGCUGCAAACAUGGCAAGGGGAUUGAAGAAGCAUCUGAAGAGGCUCAAUGCCCCCCAUCAUUGGGGUCUUGACAAACUUGGUGGUGCCUUCGCUCCCAAGCCGUCUUCUGGACCUCACAAAUCUAGGGAGUGUCUUCCUCUUGUCCUGAUCAUCAGGAACAGGUUGAAGUAUGCUUUGACAUACCGUGAAGUCAUCUCCAUCCUCAUGCAGAGGCAUAUCCAAGUCGAUGGUAAAGUCAGGACUGACAAAACAUACCCUGCUGGCUUCAUGGAUGUUGUCUCCAUCCCCAAGACCAAUGAGAGCUUCCGUCUUCUUUACGACACCAAGGGACGUUUCCGUCUCCACUCCAUCAGAGAUGAGGAAGCAAAUUUCAAGCUUUGCAAGGUGAGGGCUAUCCUGCUCGGACGAAAGGGAAUCCCUUACCUCAACACUUACGACGGUCGCACCAUCCGUUACCCCGAUCCGCUCAUCAAACCGAACGACACCAUCAAGCUCGACCUCGAGGAGAACAAGAUCGUCGAGUUCAUCAAGUUCGACGUCGGCAACGUUGUGAUGGUGACUGGCGGUAGAAACAGAGGGCGUGUUGGUGUGAUUAAGAACCGUGAGAAGCAUAAGGGAAGCUUUGAGACGAUUCACAUCCAAGACUCGACGGGGCAUGAGUUCGCCACGAGGUUGGGUAAUGUGUUCACUCUGGGGAAAGGGACUAAGCCGUGGGUGUCUCUUCCAAAGGGUAAAGGUAUUAAGCUUACCAUCAUUGAGGAAGCUAGGAAGAGGCUUUCGGCUCAGCAAGCUGCUUAGAUGUUGAAUCGUUCAAGACCGUUUGUUCGCUUCUUGCUUCAGUUUUGAGUUUGUUUUUUUUCUUUCUAUUACAUGUUUCUUUCUUGCAAAACCCCCAUAAGAAAAAGAAAAACAGCUGAACGUUUUAGAGAGUUUUGUAAUAUUUGUAUGGAUAUUUUUUUUAUAGUAAUUUACUCUUCAAAAUCA